Molecule: messenger RNA, 648 nt
Organism: Ostertagia ostertagi
Lineage: Eukaryota; Metazoa; Nematoda; Chromadorea; Rhabditida; Trichostrongylidae
Source: the annotation of a GenBank genome assembly
AACGGACGAUCUCGUGUCGUUGUUUUUUCACCGUUCGAAUCGUCCCUUCUUUUGUCAGGAGGAGAAGACAAGCGUGCAGUUGUCUCAGUGGAUGGAGCGAUUCGUCGACAAUGGAGAAUGCCUAAUGAGAAACCUGUGUGGACAGGGUGUUGGACUGCUGCCAACAAGGUGACAUUGGGCCUUGGUGAUGGCAGAGUUCUUGAGUACGCUGUUGAUUCAGACUCUUCGGAACCAAUACGGGAUUACACUCAAGGAGUUGGUCAUCUUCCUAUAAUUUUCACAGGAUUUGAUCCUGUUUCAUCAACGUUGCUCGUGGCGUCGUUCAAGAAGCUCGUGGCUUUCCGUAACGAUAAAGUCUUCCCACUUUUAAGCAAUGUGGACGAUCAUUUUGACAAAAUGAGGUCUAUAAGUUUCGAUGAGACCUCCUUGCACUUUGCUGUCACAUUUUCACCAGGUGGUCGGCAUCCAGGGAUCUCACAUCGACUUUACCGGCUUGAGGUGGACGACGAUAACGAUGAGGUCCGCUGCAUAGAAAUGGCUCAGUGGUUGACCGACUGCCAGAUGUCAUCACAACUGUGGUCGGAAUGCUAUUUCUCCUCAAAGAACUUCGGUUGUUUCUGGGUUACAAAGGGACCGAACAGCGUUUGA